Messenger RNA from Cavia porcellus (domestic guinea pig), 2716 nucleotides. RefSeq names its product prokineticin 1 (gene Prok1). The transcript has 4 exons. The record is from RefSeq and is a predicted model, not a curated record. Lineage: Eukaryota; Metazoa; Chordata; Mammalia; Rodentia; Caviidae. Bases 1077 to 1394 code for a protein of 105 amino acids. Gene Ontology annotation, biological process: endothelial cell proliferation.
GAAUCCAACUGAUCACUGCAAAGUUUUCUGCUUGCACAAUAACAAGGAUGGCAAGAAGAUCUGGAGGAAGGCAUGUAUUUUUGCAGGCAUGUGAUAUUGUACUUGUGUUAUUCUGUAUUUUGAAAUUUACCAAAUCCUCUCCCCAAAUUAUUACAUUCUGAUCAUCAUAUACAUUUCUGUUACAUUAGGAUUACAGACAAGUUCUGUUCUGAAAUAAUUCUAAGAAAAGUUUUUGUAUUUUAUUUUCACAUUGAAAAGCAGACUUCCUUCAGCCUCCAAGAGUGUGUUCAUGUAAAAUUAAAUGAAUGCUAGCAGCAAAGCUUUGUUUUUCUAAAUGAGAAACGAAAAGAGUAGUCACCUGUUCCAGGAAGUAAGCAAGAAGAAUAGGGAAAAUGCUUUGCUUUUGGCAUUCAGAAGGCUGAGGCUGACCGAUAAAGCUGAGCUGCUGAUGUGAUGGGAACUGGAGAGGGUCUGGUGGGAAUGAGGAGAGAAUGGGAGAAGAACAGAGCAAGGGUAGCCUAACCUGGAACCUGAGGAAGGAAUGAAAGGAAAGCUGUGAGCUGAGGAGAGAAGCCUAGUUUGCUCACAGUCUCGGGGGAGGAGCUGUGGCGAUCUGAGACCAUGGUGUGGACUGAACUAGGUAACUAGAGUCCCAUGUAGUCAGGUUGUUUAGUCCUAGGUGAAUGAUACUUGCCGAUGUUAUUGUAAUCAUGUCCCUGCCUUGUGUCUGCUAGGCGAGAGCUCUACCACUACGCUACUAACCCAACCUUUGCUUUUUUUAUUUUGAGACAGUGUCUUGCCAAGCUACCUAGGCUGGCCUUGAUCCUCCUGUUCAGCCUCCUGAGCAGCUGAAAUUACAGGGAUUCAGGUCUCAUCUUUGCCUCUGAGAUCAUCUGAGUAACGUUGGUGAUGGGGAAGGGAAAGUAGAGAUGAGGCAUCCACAGGCAUCCUGCAUCUGAUCAUAUAAAUCUGGGAGGAGGAGAGAGGCACCUGCCUUCCAAGCUUGUUGAGCACAAGACUGAGCCACAAGUGAGAGACAUCGGAGAGAACAACCUUCACCUUCACCCCAAGUGACCAUGAGAGGUGCCAUGAAAGUCUCAGUCAUGCUUCUCCUGGUAACUGUGUCCGACUCUGCAGUGAUCACGGGGGCCUGUGAGUGGGAUGUCCAGUGUGGGGCAGGUACCUGCUGUGCCAUCAGCCUGUGGCUUCGGGGGCUGCGGAUGUGCACCCCGCGGGGACGUCAAGGAGAGGAGUGUCACCCGAGCAGCCACAAGGUCCCUUUCUUCCGGAAACGCCAGUACCACACCUGUCCUUGUUUGCCCAACCUGCUGUGCUCCCGGUUUCUGGAUGGCAGGUACCGCUGCUCCAUGGACUUGAAGAACAUCAACUUUUAAGAGCUUGUCUGCUCUCAGAACCGGACUACCCCUGAACUGCCAGACAGGCCCUGAAUGUGGCUUCUUUUGGACUAUGUGAUCAGCUUUCUCUAACUCCCUCAGUCCUACAGCACAUCCAAUCCCUCCUGCCCUGCACACAUUGCACCAGGUGUGCAACCUCUGGCCAUAAGAGCGGUCAGCCUGGUUGUCUUGACUGCUCAGGCUGCCUGAGAAACUGAAUGUGGAAAGGUCAUCACGGUCCUAUGCAGGCAGCUCGCUCUCCUCCCUGGGCCCUGCCCCUCACUUGCAUGAGCCCUGCCCCUGAACCAGGCAUUCCUGAGCACAGGUUUUUGGUUGCAUUUCUUCAUCACAUGGAGUCUGGGAAGACCAAACUGAAAGUUGCCCAUCUUCCUUUAGCUGAUAGCUCCUUAUGUUUGUAUCUCAGGCCUGAGGGACCUGCUCCCAGAGGGCAGAGAGCAGUCACUCUGAACUGGUGUGGGGAGCUGGAACCAUCAGGCAGCCUCCUGACAGCUCCAGUUGCAGCCAGCUUGUGGCCUAAAGCACCUCCUAAAGCACCUCCCUGACACCCUUUGCCAAUUUACCAGAGAAGCCCCCCAUCCUCAGUGACUCCAUUAAAACACAAAUGCUGGAGUUCAAUCUAAUCUGAUGUUGAUUGGUUAGAAGGCAAUUAGGCAGUUAUCUCAAGCAGCCCCUGGAAAGCAGAACUUGAGCAGGGCCCUCCCUGUCUGACUAGGAAAAAGUGAGCAGAAGCAGGAAGAAAGGGAGGGAGAAGAAGAGCAGCACCUAUGUACUUCAUCUUGGGAUAAAAGGAGGACAAAACCCAGGUGUGUAAGCAUGGUUCUCCGGCCUCUGCUUCAGCCAGGGUCCACACCUGUGUGGGGCCACGCUGUGUCCAGGUGGGGGAAGGAUGAAGCUGGUGUCCUUCUCCCAGCCAGCAAUAGUUUUGGAAUAGGUGGAUUUCAGGGUCUUUUUAAAAUGAGGGUUGAAAGGCAGCUCAAGGACUCUGCUAAGGGACUUUGAGCAGUUUAAGGCAGGAAGGGGGCUAUGAGCUGGUGGACUGGGAAACUGCUUAGCUGACUGUGAUGGUUAAUGCGGCACCGAGGAGCUUAGUAAAGCACACUUCCUGGUGUGUCUGAUAGGUCAGGGUAGCAUGAAUUUGGGGAUUAUGCCUGGCCCCUACUCUUUUUCCUCUGGCUUUUCCUGCCCCGUGCUUGUUAACAGCAGCUUUCUUCUGCCAUGUUCUACCAUUGAUGUUCCGUGUUGGAGCCAGCCUACCAUGGACUGAAACCUCUGAAACUAUAAAUAAACUUUUCUUCAUUUAA